Molecule: messenger RNA, 1672 nt
Organism: Fusarium graminearum PH-1
Lineage: Eukaryota; Fungi; Ascomycota; Sordariomycetes; Hypocreales; Nectriaceae
Exons: 4
Coding region: 269-1462 (397 amino acids)
Biological process (GO): fungal-type cell wall organization
Cellular component (GO): fungal-type cell wall; plasma membrane
Source: RefSeq, a predicted model, not a curated record
CUUCCCCUUCGUCGAACUCUUACUUCCUCUCAUUGUUGGUAAUAUUAUCGUCCUUUUUUCUCUUCACGCCACUCGUUACCUGUCAGGCUUCAUUGUGACUUUUCGUCCAUACGCCAGACUUAUUACAAUUAAUUCCAGGAAUAUCUAUAUCUAUACUAUUCCCUGUUGUAUAUCUCGAUCUUUCGCCGAGAAACCACCAAGGACUUUUUCUUACGCAAACACCAUCCAUACAAUCACAGGAUUCUAUCCAAUUACACACUAGGUCAUAAUGCAUUCCGUUAAGGUUCUUUCCGCCAUUGCGGCACUCGGUAUCUCUGCCGUCUCCGCCGCCACCUGCACAAGUGACAUCAAGGUUACUGAGCCCACCCCUAGCAUCGACUGCACAGUUGUCAAGGGAGAUAUCGUCAUUGACAAGAAGGUCGCCGGUGCCGUUGUGAUCAAUGGCCCCGAGAAGAUUGAGGGUAACUUCGUUGCCAAGAACGGUGGCGACAUCGUCUCUAUCGCCAGUACCUCAAUUGAGUCCAUCGAUGGCAACUUCCAGCUCGAAAACCUCGAGGCUCUCAGCAACCUCGAGUUCUCCUCUCUCAAGAGCCUGUCUGGCCUCAGCUUCAUCAAGCUUCCUCGUCUCGGAGAGCUGAACUUCGGUACCGAAGGUGUCACUAAGAUCAAGAGCAUUCGAAUUACCGAUACCUUCAUCAGCGAUCUGAGCGGUCUUAGCGUCGCCACCGUCGAGAGCUUCCAGAUCGACAACAACCGAAAGAUGAACGCUUUCCGAUCUGACCUUGUCAACAUCACCUCCGAGCUGAAGAUCUUCGACAACGGCAACGAUGCUAUGGAAAUCAUCAUGGACAAGCUUGAGUUGGCUGCUGAGAUCCAGAUCUCCAGUGCCAAGAACUUCUCCGUCCCCCUCCUCAAGGAGGUCACCAAGAGCUUGAAGCUCAACGCGAACCCCUCGCUCGAGUUCUUCAGCGCCCCCAACCUGACCAUCAUUGAGGAGACACUCUCUCUCAUUGACAUGAAGAAGCUCACCAACGUCUCUUUCCCCCUGCUUGAGGAGAUUGGUGGUGGUUUCACUAUCCAGAACAACACCAAGCUUGAGGCUAUUGAUGAUUUCCCCAAGCUCGAGAAGGUUACCGGUGGUAUGGCCCUCCGUGGUAGCUUCGAGAAGGUUAAACUCCCCAAGCUUGACCAGGUCAGCGGCAGUGUCGUCGUUUCAUCAACCACCGAUAUCGAGGAGUUCUGCAAAUACUUUGACGACCUGAAGAAGGACAAGAAGAUUGACGGCGAGGAGAAGUGCACCUUCAACAACAAGAAUGCCAACAAGGGUGAGGACGGUGGCGAGGAGAGCGAUGGCUCUGGUUCUUCCCAAAGCAACGAGGACGACAGCGCCGCUGGCAGCGUCAGCAUCAACAUGGCUGUCCUUGCCCUCGCCGGUGUCGCUGCUCUCGCUCAGAUCUUCUAAGCAUAGAUGAGGCAAGAUUACUAGCUUUUCUCUUUAAAGGCGUCAUUCUCUGUCGUCAUCAUGUUUCCUGACUUUUCUUUUACGACAUCUUGUGCUUGAUCAUUCUUCAUGGGGCACAAAUUGCUUUUCAUGGGGGCGGUAACUGCGUGUAAAGGAUAACCCGUUAGAGCUUAAUAAUCGAUUGUAUUUGGACUUUUAACUGUCUCUGAA